Messenger RNA from Triticum aestivum (bread wheat), 1461 nucleotides. Its product is annotated as metacaspase-1. The transcript is spliced from 5 exons. The record is from RefSeq and is a predicted model, not a curated record. Lineage: Eukaryota; Viridiplantae; Streptophyta; Magnoliopsida; Poales; Poaceae. Bases 128 to 1204 code for a protein of 358 amino acids. Gene Ontology annotation, molecular function: cysteine-type endopeptidase activity. Gene Ontology annotation, cellular component: cytoplasm. Gene Ontology annotation, biological process: proteolysis.
AAGGAAUGGAAGCCGACAACAACCACCUUCAACGGCGGCGACUCCACCCCACGCGCAAAGGAGACCCGAGCCGAAUCCGCCCACCAAAUCCCACCCGCGUCUGCCGCCUCCGCCUGCCGCCGGCGAGAUGAUGAUGCUCGUCAACUGCUCCGGCUGCCGCACGGCGCUGCAGCUGCCCCACGGGGCGCCCUGCAUCCGCUGCUCCAUCUGCGGCGCCGUCACCAACGUCGCCGCGCCCCCCGCGCCCGGCCCCGUCGCCGACCCCGCCCGGGGCGCGCAGGCGCCGGCGCCGGCGCCGGCGUGGGGCCCGCCUCCCCCGGCCGCGCACGGCCGGAAGCGCGCCGUGAUCUGCGGGAUCUCGUACCGCUUCUCCCGCCACGAGCUCAAGGGCUGCAUCAACGACGCCAAGUGCAUGCGCCACCUCCUCACCACCCGCUUCAGAUUCCCCGACGACUCCAUCAUCAUGCUCACCGAAGAACAAACCGACCCUUACAAAAUCCCAACAAAGCAUAACAUAAGGAUGGCCAUGUAUUGGCUUUUACAAGGUUGUCAACCUGGAGACUCAUUGGUGUUUCAUUAUUCUGGCCAUGGGGCGCAACAAAGAAGCUACAGUGGAGAUGAAGUUGAUGGGAUGGAUGAAACCCUCUGCCCGUUGGAUUUUGAGACACAGGGAAUGAUUGUGGAUGAUGAGAUAAAUGCUGCGCUUGUUAGACCACUUCCUCAUGGAGCUAAACUUCAUGCACUCAUAGAUGCUUGCCACAGUGGGACUGCACUUGAUUUGCCGUUUCUCUGCAGAAUGAGCAGAACUGGGCAAUACGUAUGGGAAGAUCACAGACCGCGAUCUGGUGUCUGGAAAGGAACUAGUGGCGGGGAAGCUAUUUCAUUUAGCGGCUGUGAUGAUAAUCAGACAUCAGCGGAUACUUCAGCCUUGUCAAAGAUCACUUCGACUGGCGCAAUGACAUUUUGCUUCAUCCAAGCUAUUGAACAAGGCCAGGCUACCACAUAUGGGAGUAUCCUGAACUCCAUGCGUUCGACAAUACGGAACACGGGAAGUGGUGCCUCAAUGGCUGGAGGUGGUGCGGUUACAUCACUCAUUUCAAUGCUUCUCACAGGGGGAAGCGCUAGUACUGGUGGAUUGAGACAGGAGCCACAGCUAACUGCAUGUAGCACAUUUGAUGUGUAUGCGAAACCAUUUUCGCUAUGAUACAUUUGUGGUAUUCUCCACUGCCUUCUGUGAUUCUAUCAUGAGUCCGGGUUUAAACUAUCAUGUACAGCUAGUUGAAAUGGCUUCUCCAUAUAUAGAGCUAACUUUGUAUUAUUUGAUGCUCAUAUUCGAAUUAAAGUGUUUGCCCCCUUUGAAUUGUUCCAUGUGUGAGGGAUUUGCCAUUUCUUCUGUCACUCAGACCACAUAAUAAGAUAUGGUGCAGGGGCUGGAAAGAUUUCAGGUUAAUUUACAGUUCA